Myotis brandtii (Brandt's bat) is the source of this 395-nucleotide messenger RNA. RefSeq names its product neuropeptide S (gene NPS). NCBI's taxonomy places the organism in Eukaryota, Metazoa, Chordata, Mammalia, Chiroptera, Vespertilionidae. Gene Ontology annotation, biological process: positive regulation of synaptic transmission, glutamatergic; neuropeptide signaling pathway; positive regulation of action potential. Bases 9 to 278 code for a protein of 89 amino acids. Gene Ontology annotation, cellular component: extracellular region. The transcript has 3 exons. The record is from RefSeq and is a predicted model, not a curated record.
CGUCCGAGAUGAUCAGCUCAUUAAAAUUCAACCUCAUCCUCGUCCUGUCCGUCUCCGCGAUGCCCGUGUUUUGGUGCUACCCCGCCCCAUCGCCGAAGGUGUCCGGGACCCCUGACUACGCCCUCCUCCUACUGGGCUGCUGCCGGGCCCGGGCGGGGCCGGGCGAGGGACUGGACGUCCGGAAGCCGCUGUUGGAGGAGGCGUUUGCGAAAAGGUCCUUCCGCAACGGCGUGGGCACGGGGCUGAAAAAAACUCCCUUCCCAAGAGCAAAGUCAUGAAGACGUGUGCAAAGGACGCUGGGAUUGCACCUCCAGCGCCGUAGAGCGUGACUCAUGUGCGAGAAAUCAGUCACACCUUCACCCCUGCGUGUUGGUCUGCUCUCUUAGUACCCUUUC